GUUUUUCCGGAAAUAUAUGGAAUACACAAACUUCUAGGAAAAUAUGGAAUUUCCGAACUUUCAGGAAUAUUUUUUUCCAGGAAUUUUCCAAGACUAUAUCACUUACCUAUAAUCGAAUAUAUGUCCAGCCAACCAAAUUUCAACGAACACUAUAAGAAUUUGCUUGACCAGUUACCCCCAUCCAUGAAAAAGGAUGUAUGGUUACGCCUUACAAACUGCAAAAAUAAACCAUUAUCUGAGGAGCAGGUUAGGGGUAUCCAUCCGGACAUUGAGGAGUUGCUUACUAGGGAGGUUAAUAGAUACUUUAAUAAAAAAAAUCGCCAGAAAAUUAAGAUUGAAGCAAAUACCUCUUCCGAUGGUUCUAGUACAUUAUCCCGGCUGGAUGGAUUUGAGAAACAGUUAGAGGAACAUGAGCUUUGUGUACAGCAACGGGAAAAUAAUAUUAAGAAAACUAUUGAUGCUCAGGUUGCUGAGGAACGCAAACGUCUAAAAGAUGAAUAUGAUGCUCUUAAGUAUCGUCUAGAGAGUGAAUAUAAUAAUUGCAUGGUAGAUAUGAAACAAAAGACAUAUUCAUUUAAACAUCAAUUGGAAUCCCAGCAUAAUUCACGCUCAGCUGAGCUAGAGAAGCAAUAUAAAUCUCAUAUCUCUGCUUUGGAUAAAGCUAAUGCUGUAAAAGAUAAGGAGAUUGGCAAGUUAUCCUCUACUAUUUCCCAGCUUAAGAAUGAAAAAUGGGAUAUAAAGAAGACUGCCGAUUCUGUAUGUAAAGAUUUGGAGGAUAUUAUCUUUACUAAAGACCUAAAAAUCAUAGCUCUCAAUGAUCGAGUAAUAUUUUCCAAUCCUAGUGCUGGAAGGGAUGGGACAAUUGAGCCAAAUACUUUUAUUUCUUUUCAUGAUGCUGAAUAUUGGACUAGAAAAUGGGAAGAUGCAAAGAGUAAUCUAAAUAUCCGAAAAAAAUAUACUUUCUGAAAACCCGUCUAAGAUGAUUAGUCUAGUUUAAUCUUAGACCCAACAUUGACUGGUUGUGGACUUAUUCUAGACUCGACAUUAUCUGGUUGUAGACUCAUUGUAGACUUGACAUUGACCCGCUGUAGGCUCAUUGUAGACUCAACAUUACCCAACGUAGACUUGAC
Messenger RNA from Rhizophagus irregularis DAOM 181602=DAOM 197198, 1130 nucleotides. The record is from RefSeq and is a predicted model, not a curated record. NCBI's taxonomy places the organism in Eukaryota, Fungi, Glomeromycota, Glomeromycetes, Glomerales, Glomeraceae.